UGUUAUAGAAAAGUUAUCGAAUUGCAAUAACAAUAUUUCACAAGCCGCAGUCGUUUGCAAGUUUUUGUUAAUUUAAUUGAGUAAAUAUGUCGGAGACCAGCUCCAAGGAAAACGUCAAGACAGCAAUGACAUACAUUUGUGGCGAAUGCCAUCACGAGAACGAGAUGCGUCCACGUGAUCCCAUACGCUGUCGCGAGUGUGGCUACCGUAUCAUGUACAAGAAGCGCACCAAGCGCCUUGUCGUUUUUGAUGCACGUUAAAGUUUUCUGGAACACAAGGAUUAGCAAGGAUUAAGAACUAUUUCCCGAGUUUAGCUUGUAAUUGAAGAAUAUAUUUUAAUAAAUCUAAGAGACUAGAGAAAAUUGGACAAUUCGAUUUGAUAUAAACUAAGAUCGAAAUAUGAUUGUAAGCUAUGAGAAACUUCAGAGUCUAUCAGGAAAUCUUAAAACUUUUCCCAUAGUUUCAGAUUUUGAUCGAAGUCAUUUGAUAAGGCCCCAAAUAUCACGGGUCGUACAUUAAUUUACUACUUUUAGUUUAAGUUAAUUGUCGCCGUAUAUCUUACUCGAUAUCUGGAUUAUACUUCUUUCGAAAUUUAUAUAUGA
This is a messenger RNA of Drosophila virilis, 602 nucleotides long. RefSeq names its product DNA-directed RNA polymerases I, II, and III subunit Rpb12 (gene Polr2K). Gene Ontology annotation, molecular function: zinc ion binding; DNA binding. NCBI's taxonomy places the organism in Eukaryota, Metazoa, Arthropoda, Insecta, Diptera, Drosophilidae. Gene Ontology annotation, cellular component: RNA polymerase I complex; RNA polymerase III complex; RNA polymerase II, core complex. Gene Ontology annotation, biological process: DNA-templated transcription. The record is from RefSeq and is a predicted model, not a curated record.